Molecule: messenger RNA, 636 nt
Organism: Trichoplax adhaerens
Lineage: Eukaryota; Metazoa; Placozoa; Uniplacotomia; Trichoplacea; Trichoplacidae
Exons: 7
Coding region: 1-636 (211 amino acids)
Biological process (GO): intracellular signal transduction
Molecular function (GO): GTPase activator activity; microfilament motor activity
Source: RefSeq, a predicted model, not a curated record
AUGAACGAAGUUAGGAUCUGUUUACCAACAAAGUUGACUGUCAAUGAAAGAAUCUCUGUUUUUAAAGUCACACUUGACGAAUAUUUACGUGAUAGAUCUUAUACCAUAUGUAUUGCACUACAUAGGGAUUACUGCAUGCAAAGGAAAUUCGAAAAGCACUAUUCAUCAGCAAGGCUAUUUGGAAUUUCAUUAGAACUAUUAACCGAUGAUCUUCAACCUAUGCCCGUUACGGUCGAACGGUGUAUUAAAGAUGUCGAACUUCGAGGUCUGGAGGUACCCGGUAUUUAUAGGAAGUCUCCUAAUAUGGAAAGCAUUACUGCUUUAUGUAAUGCACUUGAGCAAGAGAUAGACUGCGCUAAUAAGCGUACCAUGACACUUAAUUCAUUAAUUGAAUCACUGCCGAAGGCCAACUUAUGCAUACUUGAUAGAAUGAUUGUCCAUCUAGCUCGGAUUGCCAUCUGCGAAAAAAAUUUCAUGACUACUUCUAGUUUAGCUAUAAUAUUUGCUCCAAAUUUACUACGAUCGAAAAAUAGUGACAAAGAAGAUGAAUUCCGAGAUAUUUCGAAGAAAACAAUUAUUCUUGAAACACUUCUAUCAGAUUGUGAAGUAAAGCUGAAAACGGAAUAUGGUUGUUAA